This is a messenger RNA of Daldinia childiae, 1965 nucleotides long. RefSeq names its product N-acetyltransferase eso1. Gene Ontology annotation, cellular component: replication fork; nucleus; site of double-strand break. NCBI's taxonomy places the organism in Eukaryota, Fungi, Ascomycota, Sordariomycetes, Xylariales, Hypoxylaceae. Gene Ontology annotation, biological process: response to radiation; error-prone translesion synthesis. The transcript is spliced from 2 exons. Gene Ontology annotation, molecular function: DNA-directed DNA polymerase activity; damaged DNA binding. The record is from RefSeq and is a predicted model, not a curated record. The coding region runs from base 1 to 1965 and encodes 654 amino acids.
AUGUCUUCGCCCCGUUUCCAAGUUUCUUCUCCGAUCCACGGUACCGGUCGACGAAAGUCCCAAUUUACGUAUAGGCAAUUAAGCCUCUUGGCAUCUUACUCAACAUCAUCUCCUCUGCGCGUCAUCGCCCAUAUCGAUCUAGAUGCUUUCUAUGCUCAAUGCGAGAUGGUACGUCUCGGCAUCGCUGAAGAUCAGCCUUUAGCCGUCCAACAAUGGCAAGGCCUGAUUGCCGUUAAUUAUCCUGCGCGCGAGUUUGGCAUAGGCCGGCACUGCACUGUGACUGAUGCGAAGAAACUCUGCCCAAAACUCAUUGCCCAGCAUGUUGCUACCUGGAAGGAAGGAGAUGAGAAAUGGUCGUAUCAUGAGGACGCAGCGUCUCAUAUCGGCACUCACAAGGUCUCUCUUGACCCUUACAGGCUUCAGACUCGUAAAAUUCUCGCACUAAUCAAGGAGAGUCUGCCGCCCAACAUGCAAAAGGUCGAAAAAGCGAGUAUAGACGAAGUCUUUCUUGAUCUAUCUGCGCAUAUCCAUUCCAUUCUGCUGGAGAGGUACCCGGAACUUGCGAAUCCUCCCCCAUAUGACGAUCCCACGGAGAAGCUACCUAUUCCACCCGUAACCGCUCUCGACUGGCAGGCGGAUGCCCUCGUGGACCUUGAAGAUGCAGAAGCCGAGGCGGACGAUCCAGACUGGGACGACAUAGCUAUCCUCAUUGGGUCGGAGAUCGUUCGAGACAUACGCGCUCAGAUUCGCCGAACCCUAGGAUAUACAUGCUCUGCGGGCAUAGCUGGUAAUAAAAUGCUCAGUAAGUUGGGCUCCGGCUACAAGAAACCCAACCAACAGACAGUCAUACGGAAUCGAGCCGUGCGGCAUUUCCUAUCUGAUAUGAAAUUUACUAAGAUUAGAAACUUGGGGGGCAAGCUUGGCGACCAGGUCGUGUCGACUUUCCAUACGGAGACCAUUGAGGAUCUACUCCUUGUACCGGUGGAGCAGAUGAAGCUCAAGCUGGGUGACGACACGGGGGUCUGGCUCUACAAUACGAUCCGCGGUAUCGACACGAGCGAGGUUAACUCGCGCACGCAGAUCAAGUCCAUGCUCUCCGCCAAAUCCUUCCGACCCAGCAUACACAAUCAGGAACAAGCCGUCAAGUGGUUACGAAUCUUUGCAGCCGACAUCUUCUCGCGAUUGGUCGAGGAGGGCGUUCUCGAAAAUAAGAGGCGGCCGAAGACGAUCAACCUACAUCACCGCCAGGGGGGCCAGACCCGCUCCCGACAGAGUAGCAUUCCCCAGGGCAGGACGCUCGACGAGACGACCUUAUUCGAACUUGCCAAGAAUCUGCUAAGCCAAAUUAUUCAAGAAGGUAGGGUCUGGCCCUGCACGAACCUAAGCCUAAGUGUGGGAGGAUUUGAGGAUGGGGUUAUAGGUAAUAGAAGUAUAGGUGCCUUCUUGUUAAAGGGAGACGAAGCACGCGAAUCAACAGGAGCCUCUCGGGAGGCUUCGGCAGAGUCAUUCGUGCAUGAACGACCGGAGAAGAAACGACGGGUUGAUAAUCCCGGUAUCCAGCGCUUCUUUCCUAAGAGGGAGAGUUCGUUAGGUGGAGAUGCUGAUGGGAAUCUUGACAAAGACGUAGUAGGUACGGGUAAAUCCCAGAUUCAGACGAAAGAGGCUUCGCCAAACCGAUUAGGGAGUGCCCCCAAUCCCAUCAUGGAUUACAUUAAGGUGUGUACACGAUGCGAUGCAAGGCUCGAGGGCGCCGAGGCCCUACAGAGCCACCUCGAUUGGCAUCUCGCCAAAGACAUCCAAGAGGAAGAACGUGGCAGACACACAUUUGCUAGCCACCAUUCCACGGUAUCACAAGGUCAGAAGACUGCAGCUGCAUCGUCUUCGUCGUCUAAGAAGCUUACAAGAGGUAGUGCCUCUAGUAGCAGUAAGCUCGAGCACGGGCAGCGGAAAUUGAAAUUUGGGUGA